Messenger RNA from Elgaria multicarinata webbii, 3056 nucleotides. It is a transcript of the gene OXSM, whose product is annotated as 3-oxoacyl-ACP synthase, mitochondrial. Gene Ontology annotation, molecular function: 3-oxoacyl-[acyl-carrier-protein] synthase activity. Bases 464 to 1852 code for a protein of 462 amino acids. The transcript has 4 exons. Gene Ontology annotation, biological process: fatty acid biosynthetic process. NCBI's taxonomy places the organism in Eukaryota, Metazoa, Chordata, Lepidosauria, Squamata, Anguidae. The record is from RefSeq and is a predicted model, not a curated record. Gene Ontology annotation, cellular component: mitochondrion.
CCAACGGAUGGGAGAGAUCUGGUUGCAGCUGAGCAAGCACAAAGCAGCCAACUGCUACUCGUCGUCAUCUACGAUUUUUAUACAGCUACACUGUCCCCUUCCUCAGCUCUGUACCUGCCCGCCCGCAGCACUACAAACAGCCCUCAAAACCGUGAUCCAGAAGCUUUUAUAUCCCAAGGCGAGCCCUCUCCCGACUGCCUCCGCGACGAGACACGCGCAAAACGUCUCACCCUAGCGGCUGUUGUUUGCUGGGCCCGUCCGUCCCUCUCACCUGAUGAUAUUAUCCGCAUAGGCUACAUCAGCGUUCUGCUCCAAAUGAUGGCUCCAGUAGAAUAGGGAUUGAGAUCCAGAAGAAGUCACAGUCAUCAGAGCCCAGAAGGUCAAGACAGGCCAAGAAAAGCAGCUCAGGGUUCCAGUAAAGCAGAGUAGUCCAACUGGGAAUGCAUUUCAAAUUAUUGCAGUCAUGCUUCUCCAGCACUCAAGAUAUUUAUUAAAAAUUGCAGGCCUCCAUCUUCAAAAUUCCCAAGUUCAUCAGCGUUUGAAAAUCAUUAUAAAAUGUAUGAGCACUAGUACAACUCCUCAUGGCCGAAGGAGAGUGGUUGUCACGGGUAUAGGAUUAGUAUCUCCUCUUGGCCUUGGAACCCAACUAGUGUGGAACAGACUUCUGCAGGGAAAUUGUGGGGUUGUUGCUCUUGAAGGGGAGGAAUACUCCACUGUUCCAUGUAAAGUGGCUGCUUGUGUACCAAAGGGAAUUGGUGAAGGCCAUUUCCAUGGCGAAAGCUUUGUGUCAAAAUCAGAGAGCAAAGCCAUGUCUUCUGCUACCAUCAUGGCCAUAGGUGCUGCUGAUCUGGCUUUAAAAGACUCUGGCUGGCAUCCACAAUCUGAGCUGGAUCGUUUAAGGGCUGGUGUGGCAAUAGGCAUGGGAAUGGUUCCACUGGAAGAUAUUUCUGAUACAGCCUUGAUGUUCAAGACAAAGGGUUACAGCAAAGUCAGCCCGUUCUUUGUUCCGAGGAUCUUGAUCAAUAUGGCGGCGGGUCAUGUUAGUAUCAAAUACCAGUUGAAAGGACCCAAUCAUGCUGUAUCGACUGCUUGUACUACAGGAGCACAUGCUGUCGGAGACUCCUUUCGAUUUGUAGCCUACGGUGAUGCGGAUGUGAUGCUGGCUGGAGGAACGGAAGCUUGCAUUAGCCCAUUGUCUCUCGCUGGGUUCGCUAGAGCUCGGGCUUUGAGUACUAGCUUUAACUCAAGCCCCAAUCUAGCUUGCCGGCCAUUCCAUUCCCUGAGAGAAGGAUUUGUCAUGGGAGAAGGUGCUGCCGUUUUGGUUUUGGAAGAAUAUGAGCAUGCUGUACAGAGAGGAGCUAAACUGUAUGCAGAAAUUUUAGGCUAUGGACUCUCGGGCGACGCUUGCCAUAUAACAGCACCUAAUCCAAAUGGAGAUGGCGCCUUCAGAUGCAUGUCUGCAGCAAUAAAAGAUUCUGGAAUUUGCCCUGAAGAUAUAACAUAUAUCAACGCUCAUGCCACCUCCACUCCACUAGGAGACGCUGCAGAGAAUCAAGCUAUUAAAGGACUCUUUAAAGAACAUGCAUAUUCUCUUGCAGUUUCCUCAACAAAGGGAGCAACAGGCCACCUCUUGGGUGCUGCAGGAGCUAUUGAGGCAGCUUUUACUGCUUUGGCUUGUUACCAUGGCAUUUUACCACCUACACUAAAUCUGGAUAAGACAGAGCCACCAUUUGACCUCAACUAUGUUCCACUAGUACCCCAAGAAUGGAGAAGUGAAAAACGUCGUGUUGCUCUCAGUAAUUCUUUUGGCUUUGGUGGGACUAAUGCAACUCUGUGUUUUGCUAAAAUUUAGCUUCACAAUCUGUAUGCAAGUACUCUAAGGGCACAAUCCUAUCCAUGUUUAGUCUGAAAAAUGUCGUACAGCUCCCCGCAUUCCCCAGCCAGCAUAUUGGUUGGGGAAUGCUGGGAGUUAUAGGACCUUUUUCUGUCUAAAUACGGAUAGGAUUGUGUCUUAAGUUGACAUACUAAUAGCCAGAAAAAUGCAUAUCAAUGCAAACCUCUGUGUCUAAUUUUCUUCAUUCUCAUUAGUGUUUCUGAUUUCUUUUUGCAAGUGGUGAGUUAUUCUUGGGCAAGUUGCGCUUUCAGAUUAAAUCAAGAUGCUGAAUUCCCAGAUGCUCUUUAUUCCACUGGAUCAAUAUUUUACUCCACAGACCCUUUUGCCCAAUGAAAUUUAGUUUUUAACCUCUAAGUGUGUAAUAGAACUUUUUGUGCACUCAGCAUAUACCCACCCUUCAUUGGGCAAGUAUACCUCUGGGUUUCUUUAACCAGCACAGUUGUGCCCCAUUGUCCAUGUAAAUCGUAACCGAGGAUGUACAGGCCUUCUCUUCUUCCAGAAUGAUCUCCUAUCGAACACAGUCAUUUCCGCCCUUCACUGUUCUCGCCUUGUAUUACCGCUCUAGUUUUGUCAGCAAUGGUAAAAGAACAAUAACAACAUUCUUGACAAAUUUAAGCUUGAAAAUGCUGUAGUAGGAGCAUGUCUCAAUGAAAUGGCAAGGUAAUUUAUUUCAGCCAUUCUAUGCUAGUGUAUCUAAUCUGCAAAGGAUAUUUCCCUAAAAGCCAUGUUCGCACAUCAAAGAAAUACAUGUAAGUCAUGCUUUUCCCAGAAAACCCACCUUCAUUAAAAACAGCAUAAUAUAGUUAACAUUUUCAAUUGAAAGUGUUUUUCUGACACAUACUUGCUCUUUCAAUGUUAGUGACAGUCCAAUGGAAUUGUUGGUAUUUGCAUUCAAGUAAUGCCUCUUUGGUUAGGCAGAAUGAUCAGAUAUUGUGUUAAUAUGUAGUUACCUGGAAUCAAAACCCUAAAAUGUUCUUUCUGUUGAGUGAAAUACAUGAAAAUGUGGCAAGUAAAUUCUAAGGGCACGUCUAUUAACAGCUACUUUCUAAGUCAGGACAGUUCCUGUGUGGAUAGUGUCAUUACAUAGUUUAGUCACUAGGUAGCACUACUUAUUUGUAUCUGGGUGGAGUCAUGAGUUUACAGUUGUUCUGCCUUGUCUGAA